AGGGAAGCGAUUGUUAUGUUCUGUUAUGAUGAGGAAACUUGUACUUGAUGUUGUAGGUAUGUCAAAGAUAUACCCGAAAAUCCUAUUGUUGGUUUCAUGAUCUCAUACUCAUUGUUCUAUUCGCAAACAACCUCGCAAUUCGCAAAUCAGUAGCUUAAUUCUUCGUUUUCUAGCUACCAUCCAAGAUCAAGAAAAUGUGCGGUCGUUGUGCGGCAAUCGCGGAGAAGGGGUGCGUGGAGAAGAUAGCUGGCACCAAAAAAUGGCGUCGCAACGGCGAUAAGGUUUCCACGAAGUACAAUCUUUCACCCUACGAUAAGAGCGUGUGUGUACCAGUCAUUCACGCCGCGGAGGCCAGUACUGAAAAGAAGAGUAUUGCUAGCGCGUCCGGGACGAGUGCUAUGGGAGUUGCUCCUUCGACGACCUCGACGACCUCUGCUUCAAUCGUCCCUCCUGCAGUAGAGACUGACUCGUCUUUCUCGCUUUCCGGAAUGCGCUGGGGUAUGGUUCCCAGUUUCGCCAAGGAAGAGAAGCAGCAAUUCACUUUUAACAGUCGCAUCGAGACCUUGGAUAGCUCGCCAAUGUGGAAAAGAUGUCUAAAGGUCUCUAAUCGCUGCAUUAUCGUAGUCCAAGGCUUCUAUGAGUGGGGUAAGCAGAAAAAACCACGCCUCGUGCAGAUGGCCAAAGGGUAUCAGGGAUUUUCUCUCGCGGCUAGUGAAGAAGAUGGUCAACAAGAUCAUAAAAACGCUGGCGCUCAACGUGGAACGACAGAGACGUUCAAAGAAGUCAACAAAGGAAGAAACUUCCCGAUGUUGAUGUGUGGCAUCUACGAUCGUUGGGCUGGACCCGGAUAUUCUGUUAAGGAUCGUAUAAAAAAAGUUCAUAGUAUUAGUAAAAUAGCUAGGAUAUUUAUAAUUCUGUUAAGGAUCGUUUGAAAAAAACAUAGUAAAAGCCGGAGAUUCUGUUAAGGAUCAUUUGAAAAAAGUAACAUUUAGUAAUAGUUAAGAUGAGUAGACUCUCACGCCUCCACGUCCACUUCGACUUCACUGACUCAAUUCAGAUGCGUGAUUUUUUUUUUCCACAUGAUAGCGAGGUGGCGAAGUCGACAUGUAACACCUCCGUACUAGAAGUAGUACGUAAAAAGAAGAGAUUGUUCACCAUAAAGUGGCUAUGUCAUCAAUGAAGUAGACCGCCUCUAAUCCCCAACCACUAGAAUCGACUUCGAUUAUCACGAUGGCAACGCCAAAGGAGUCAGGGUUAGCCAGCAUUCACGAUCGCAUUCCCUUGUUGCUGCUUGAUGCAGACAGCGCACGACAAUGGCUCUCAGAUGGCACCACACCGAUCAAGCAGUUGUUGAACAAGCUGGAAACGAAUUCUCACAAGGCCAGAUUAGACAUCUUUGAGGUGGACAAGAAAGUCGGCAAUGCGCGAAACGAGUCGGCGGAUUGCAUUACGCCAUUGGCGGAUUAUCAGAAACAGCAAUACAUGAAGAAUUUUGGACGGUUUUUGGUGAAGAAAGAACCAGCUGCGAAUGUGAAGAAGGAGGAGGCGAAAGGGCAGCAAGCGAGUGUUGAGGAAACCAAGACCACGACUGCCGCAAGUGGAAGUACGACCAGCAGCACUACCACUACAGGAAGUUCAGCAGCAGGGUCGUCUAUUGAAAAUAAACAGGUAGAAGAGGAGCCAGCAAUGAAACGACAGAAAAUCGACGAACAAUGAAAACCCUAAGACUGACGAACUCUGAAAGAGGUGCGUCAUCAAUGAAGAAUCUUCCAAAUCGCACGACUUCAAAAAUGUGAUAGCAAAAGUUCUACGGCAACAUGCCCUUUUUUCAUGAUUUAGCCAUCAACGUCAUAGAAACACCAUCGCCCAUGGAGAAUACUUACAACCCAUUAAUGUCAUGAUAUCCAUCAACUGUCAUAGACUUCUUGUGCUUCUCUCUCAUUCAAUGAGACUGAUGUGACCUUUGUUGAUCACAUGACAGUUCUCCCUGCGCAAAGUUCUUUAAGC
Molecule: messenger RNA, 2007 nt
Organism: Amoebophrya sp. A25
Lineage: Eukaryota; Dinophyceae; Syndiniales; Amoebophryaceae
Source: the annotation of a GenBank genome assembly